AUGGGAGAUCAAUCGUCGAGAAAGAACCUCAAACGGGCCUUCUUAGAAGACGAAGAUUCCGAUAUGCAACCACCAGAAAAGCGAGUUCGGUUUCCAAAGGGGAAGAAAGCUAAACCUGAGCAGCUCUUAGAGGAAGAAGCUGUAGCUCGCCGCCAAGCCCGUACUGCUGCUAAGGAGCGCGCACAGAUUCGCAGUCAGAAUACUGCUCACCUCUUUAUCGAUGAUGAUGAGAAUGCUGAGGCUGAGGAGACUUAUGAGAAUGAUGAGAACCGCACAGAAGAUGGGAUCCAGAUUGAAGCUUUUAGUUUGGACAGAGAGAAAGAAGAAGGUUACUUUGAUGCUGAUGGGAACUUUGUAGAAUACGUCAGAGAAAAGGAAGUGCAGGAUGCAUGGCUUGACAGUAUUGAGACUAAUCCACUGUAUAUGGGACGGUCUGCUGCAAAUGAUACUGAGAAGGAUGAAGACGGCGUGGAUGAAAAACCAGUGGAGGAACUUUCUCAGGAAGAUAUUGGAGUCAUGAAGAGGCGCAUUGCUAACGUCCUUGAACCAGGAGAAACGGUCCUGCGAGCGUUAAGGAGGUUAAAAGGGAACUCGAAAGAUCGCAAGGUGAAGAUGACAUCCGAGACAAAGGUUAUCUUUGAUCAGCUUACCGAGGAUGCGGACAAGCUCAUUCAGAACGGCGAUUACAAUGUUUAUCACGAGGAUCAAGAAGUUUUCCAGCGUGAAGCAGAGGGAUAUGAGAGACUAGCUCAAGCGAGAGGAAAUGGGACUGCUAAUACAGAAUCUUGUGAUAUGUUUGGCGAUGAUGAAGAUGUUCCCGAUCCUUCCUCUGGUUUACCUUCUGGCUUCAUCUCGGGCACUCAGCUUAAUCCUGGUAGCACAGUUGCUGAAACCGGAGCUUUGCAACAUGAUGGAUCUGAUUAUGUGUUUGACGAGUCUUCAGGGUACUACUACAGCAGCAGCUCGGGUUACUAUUACGACGCAAACACUGGACUAUACUGCUACGCAACAACCGGCAAAUGGUACAAGUACGACGAAGAGACGAAGGAAUACGAAGAAGUGGUGUCUGAAGUUGCUUCGGGAGAAGCUUAG
Molecule: messenger RNA, 1092 nt
Organism: Microthlaspi erraticum
Lineage: Eukaryota; Viridiplantae; Streptophyta; Magnoliopsida; Brassicales; Brassicaceae
Source: the annotation of a GenBank genome assembly